Messenger RNA from Lycium ferocissimum, 761 nucleotides. RefSeq lists its product as uncharacterized. NCBI's taxonomy places the organism in Eukaryota, Viridiplantae, Streptophyta, Magnoliopsida, Solanales, Solanaceae. The transcript has 4 exons. The record is from RefSeq and is a predicted model, not a curated record. The coding region runs from base 321 to 650 and encodes 109 amino acids.
CCAAAAAAUAAAAAAAGAACCUUCUAUUUUCACCAAAUUUCUAGUUUUUUUUUUUAAAAAAAAAAAUACAUUUUGAAAAGUUUAUUAUGCAAAUAAAGUGUGUACAUAUAUAUAUAUUGUGUAUACCUAUCUGUCCUUGAGAGUGGUGAACACGCAAAACACUCCUCAAAAGAAUCACUAACCAACUCAAAAAUCCUAUUUUUUUUUCUCUCUUAAUACAUACAAAAAUAUAUAAACUUUCACAAAUAUAAAUUUAUGUAAAUAAUUCAUUUUCAACCCUCAAUUUGUGUCUUAAUAUAGUUUCUUGGUGAUUCUUGAAAAUGGGUUGUGCUGGAUCCAAAGAAAAUGCUAAACAGAUACGAAAACCAAAGGCUUGGAAGCAUUCAGAACCUAUUACGAGGGCUCAACUUGUACAGAUGCGUGAUGAAUUCUGGGACACAGCACCGCAUUAUGGAGGUCGAAAAGAGAUUUGGGAUGCACUCCGAGCUGCAGCAGAAUCGGAUAUAAGCCUCGCACAAGCAAUCGUGGACAGUGCCGGAGUAAUUGUGCAAGCCCCUGAUUUAACAGUAUGCUAUGAUGAGAGAGGCGCCAAGUACGAGUUGCCCAAGUACGUUCUAAGCGAGCCAACUAAUUUGAUUCGUGAAAACUGAAAUUUGAAAAAGACAACUCCUUCCUGGACCAUGCUUCAUUGAGACUGUAAAUGGUUGUAAAUUUUCUGUCAAGAGUUAUUUCUUUCAACAAUAUGUAUUGUUUUCUGCAUG